AUCAAGUAGUCAAGCACCGUUUUACCAGGCUUGACUAAGACUAACUCAAAACACUAUCCUUGCCUUAGGAUGGUAGAGGUUAGUGAUCGGACAUGAGGCCACAGGUUGGCGUCUCUGUAGUUCUAUCUUUUGUCGAAGUAGUUUUGUACUUAUGCUCCUGACCAGCAGGCUUUCCUGUUUCAUCGUCCGAAAUAAAUCAUAUUAAUUCAUGUUGAGUCAGCAAAAACGAUGACGAGUAGAGCAACAGCCCUUCCGAUUGCAGUGCAGAUGGAAAGUGAUGAUGGUGGUCCUUGUCCGAUCCGACCUGUCUACAAGAAGGAAAAAACGCCAAGUCCCACUUCUGGAGGACUCGUGAAGAUCAUCAAUGAGUACAGAAUAGUCGAAGAUCGGCGGAGAGACGCCGAGGAUGGUGGUCCCAUAGGGCUCUCGUGUAGCAGCGAACUCGGCCGUGGCACGUUUGGCGUCGUAAAACGAGCUGAAAGAUUGACGCGUCCAUUCAGUGUUUCUGGCAAUGGUCCGUCAAAUCUUCUAUCCAGUAGCUCAUCUGGUACAACAAGUGGUCCUAGUCUUAGUUUAAGGGUUUUCGAAUUGCAUUCAUCUGCACUCUCAUUCUUGACUCCCUCGUUUCCCAAUAGAGCAGAAGUCAAGGACGUUCUGAAGAAUGCAAUAAUAGCGCAGCCACUAACUAGUCCUAUAACUUCUCUUGCAGGUAAAAAUAAGGUCGUAGCCACUGGCAAUGGUGUCGCCUCUAGCUCGACGGCGUGUGGAAACACUUCGCCGGGUCCUCCGGUUUAUUCGACUACACCUGCUGGUCCUCCGGUUUGUUCGACUACGUCCCCACCUGGCAUAAUCACGUCUGCUCAGGGUGAUCCUGACAUGGAUCCUGAGUUUGACAUCAAGUUAAGGCUCGACGACUUAAGUCUGCUCUUUUCUGUAGGUUGAGCAUGGGGCCGCUUGACUAUGCUAGUUUAAGCAUAAACAAGAUUAGCGCUGCAAAACCAAAAAUUGUAAUCCUCCUGCUCUAAUGUCAACAGAUGUUGCCAUCAAGGUGUUCCGAGAGACUGUUUUGCGGCGAAAGCGGGAUCGAGUGAUCACAACAGGAAGUGGUCGCAGAGUAAUGCGGACGGCCUUGGACGCCGUCGAAGAGGAGAUUGUGGCUCUGCGCCGCCUUCGGUUAAGGGUCAAACGUAGAAAUACUGUCAGACCACGUCUCUGCGGUCAUCAUGAACGAUGGCAACAGGGACAACUGCAUGCAUUCGCUGUUAUAUUCUUUGCGUGAGCUCCAUCCUGAAGACCCUACAUCUACCCUCCUAACUUAUUUUCCCUACUGCUCCAUCAGUUAGACUCCGGUCAAAGGACUUCUCGUGGUCAACCCUCAUGGUCAUUCUCCAUCACGAUCCUUUACCCUUGCGAGAACAGGGGAAAAGGAAGAAAAAACAAGGGGAAACCACGCCUGGGGCCUUUUUCUUUCCGAAUCAAUGGGCAGUUUUUUUUUCGAAUCCUUCUAAUUUGGAGUCAUCCUAACAUCGUCCGCCUUUUAGACGUCAUGCGUUGUGCGCAAAAGCAAAAGCUCUACCUAGUUCUGGAUUACCACGGUCUAGGCUCAGCGAUGGAGGACGUCGAGGAGGAUGAGGACAGUCCAUCCUACAACAGCUGGUUUAUACCAGCUUUGAAAAAGCGUGGCUUCGGAUCCUACAGCUGCAGAAGUGUUCAAGAUCGAUCACAAGGAGCAGGAAGUGCAAGCGAUCCUCGAUCAGGUAGAGAACGAUCAGGUCAUGCCUCGUCACUUCUCCCGACGCAUCAUUACUACCCAGAAAGGGUCGCCAGGAGGCUGGUUAUAGACCUGUUGCGAGCCUUGAAUUACCUCCACCACGAAAAAAGAAUGGCGCAUCGAGACGUGAAGCCGCAUAAUCUGUUGAUUAACCACGUCACUGGAAAGGGGUACGAAAGAACACUCUUAAACCUGUUCUACCAGUCUACUUCAGAGUCAGUUGAGAAAAACUACUAAAGACGUAUGUAUCAUGAUGAAGAGUUUUCGUACAGUAGAAGACGCAAUAGGUGGAAAGUUGUCAUAUAGUCUAUAAUAUAAGAGUUUAAAUUUAAAAGUCCUUCUUCAUUUCUCCGUUUUGUGCGAUUUUGGUCGGGCCUUGAGCUUGGACUCUAUGUCGAACGGGGACGACCCCUCGAGGCAUCGGAUCCGGGAAACCGAAGGGACGUACCAGUUUUUUUCUCCAGAGAUGACCGACGCUUCCACUUUAAGACUAGAAGUAUUGCAUUUCUUUGUAUCAAGAUUCUUUGAACCUGAAGAUCAAGGAUGCGACCACACCGCUUAAAUACUUCUAAUUUACGAGGAAUUUAGCGCGUCGCAGCAGGACAGUUGGGCAGCAGGUGUGACGUUAUAUUGUCUUCUUUUCGGCAGAAGUCCUUUUUACGCUCCAGCCAUCAUGCCUUUGUUCGAUCGCAUCAAGGCGAUUCAGUACGACAAUGCAAUGCCAGGAGACGAUCGUGACGAUCUCGGAAAAAACAGUCCUGAAACAACUCCUACGACGAGUGGCAGUGGCGGCAAUUCGCCGGAACACGUGGGGACGAGGACCUCGUCGAAUAGAUUGCCGCUUGCAUCGUCGCUUUUUGAUAGAUCGGCGGAGGAACGACCCGUGAGACAUGUUUUUUUUGGCUUCUUAUUUGACUUAGUUUGAUUUGCGUUCUUUUCUUUCAUCAUGUUAUAGUUGAUGGGCAUGGGGGAGAUGAUAUAGACUGGUUGGAUGAUGCGCAAAGGGCUUGGUACAACUAGUUCAUAUCUGACAGUCAGUACAGGUACGCAUAAAAAACAAUUGUCUAGUACAGGUAAGCAUUCCUUUACCCGGUCAUUCUGGAGCUGAAGCUAGGCAGAGGUUUUAUGCUGAGCGGGGUCUGCAAAUCGACGAAGAUGGUGAUCCAAUCAGAUGGGACAAGGCUGAUCUGCGACACUUUCAGCCAAUCAAGCAUUCUAGUCCCUGUGGAAUCUUUCUCCGCCGUUCUUUGCAACGAGAGGCAAUACGGGCAGAUUGCAGAGAACUGUUGGCUAUCCUGGAAAAAGGCGGUGGCGAUGGCAGGAAUGCUGAUGUUGAAGGGACGGUUCUUGAUGAAAAGACAGCAACAGCUUUUGUUCCAACACAUACGGAAGUGCGGGAUUUCUUUGAGUGUUUUGGAGAGUAUGACCCUACUAGUAGUGCCAUAGGUCACGACCGUUCUGCCAAAGCGCGUACUGGUACUUCAUCGCGGAGGUCAAGUGUCUGUUGCUUUGAGCGAUGAGGCUUGUUGCUUCGAUGUUAAGUAGCCAUGUUGGUCGACGCCAUUGACUUGCGUAGUUCGCUCAUUAUGACGCUACUUUGGAGGUUAUCUCUUAUCAUAAAUCAUGCCAGUUCCAUAUCAGCAACAGUUUCAU
This is a messenger RNA of Amoebophrya sp. A25, 3424 nucleotides long. Lineage: Eukaryota; Dinophyceae; Syndiniales; Amoebophryaceae. The record is from the annotation of a GenBank genome assembly.